Pochonia chlamydosporia 170 is the source of this 1599-nucleotide messenger RNA. RefSeq names its product beta-lactamase/transpeptidase-like protein. Lineage: Eukaryota; Fungi; Ascomycota; Sordariomycetes; Hypocreales; Clavicipitaceae. The coding region runs from base 1 to 1599 and encodes 532 amino acids. The record is from RefSeq and is a predicted model, not a curated record. The transcript is spliced from 3 exons.
AUGAGGACUCUAUCGACAUUAACUGCCGCGGCAGCAAUUCUCCCUGCAGUUUUAUCCACGCAAAUCCCCAUAUCAGAUGGGCCGUCUACACAAGCAAAGAACCCCUUCACGGGCGACUUCAACAACUACGUCGAUGAAUUAAUGGACGACUGGAAACUAGCAGGCAUGGCAGUCGCCGUAAUCGACGGCGACGACACCUUUACACAUGCAUACGGACACUCCAACCUCCCAGACACAAAAGCCACGCCCGAAACACUCUGGUGCGUUGGAUCAACAACCAAAGCCCAGCUCGCGGCCUCGCUCUCCCACCUCAUCCACACAAAUGCGUACCCAGCCCUCAAAGACGGCUGGUCCACGCGUAUCUCCUCCAUCAUCCGGGACGACUUCGUCCUGCAAGACGCAUGGGCGACGGCGCAUCUCACGCUUGACGAUGCGGUCAGUCACCGCACCGGCCUGCCGAGCCAUGACUUCGCGCUGGCUACGUAUCCCAACUCGAGUGCGCCUAUUCGCGAUGCUGUGCGGAAUCUGCGCAGUCUUCCUAUGCAGCUGGAGCCGCGUUCGGAAUGGCACUACUGCAAUCCGAUGUGGCAGGUCCUCACGCAUGUUGUUGAGACUCUGACUGGUAAAUUACUCCGCGAGACGUUGAAAAGCGUUAUUUGGGAACCGCUCGGUAUGAAAUCUACGUUUAUGGAUGUUGAAUCUGCGAGAGAAGCUAGUGACCUCUCAACGGGGUAUUGGUACGAUGAGCAUACGGAUAUGUAUGUGGCCAUGCCGUUUAUCCCCACGGCGGAGGUUUCUGGUGCAGGUGCGAUUAUUUCAUCUGUGACAGAUUACGCGAAGUGGGUGAAGGCUCUUUUGGGGAGGGACGAAUUCCUGUCGGAGAGUGUGCAUGCAGAUAUCGUUCGUCCGCGGUUUAUUAACACCGCAGAGGCGAAUAAAGGUGCUGAUGUGUCCAUGUAUGCGUUGGGUUGGGUUCGGACGACGUUGCAUGGCGAGAGGGCGAUUUGGCAUUCUGGCUCGACGGGUACCCAUGGUGCUUUGGUGUAUUGGUUGCCGGAGAGGAAGUAUGGUGUAGUUAUAUUUGUGAAUUAUCCGAAUGCUGUGAUGGAGGCCGUUAUGUAUAGGCUCAUUGAGGAGAAGUUGAAUGUCCCGAUGGAGAAGCGCAUCGACAUUACUGGAUUAGCAAAGGAAGCGUUGCGGAAACAAAAAGAGGACUUUGCGAACGCUACAAAGCUACUCUUCCCGGAUUUACCCACGCCGCGGCUUAAACCGUCUGUGAAGCCGUCAUCUCUGGCAGGAACGUAUCAUCACGAUGGGUACGGGGAGUUGACGCUCGCGGAGGCACGGAGCAGGAAUGGGGAGACUGUUCUCGUGGGAACUCGCUCGGGAGUGAUUUGGAGGCAGAGUGUUACGCUGGAGCAUGCGUCUGGUGAUUACUGGACGGCAUUGUGGCGGGUUAGCGAUGAUGAUCCUUCGCAGGGACAGGCUUUUAAGGCGCGGUUUGUGAUGGGUAGUGAUGGGGGCGUGGAGGGGUUGGAGGUUACGUAUCGGGCGGGAGGCGGGUUUCUGGAAGGCGUGGUGUUUUAUGAGAGGGUUUGA